Spinacia oleracea (spinach) is the source of this 3891-nucleotide messenger RNA. RefSeq lists its product as uncharacterized. Bases 1 to 3891 code for a protein of 1296 amino acids. The transcript has a single exon. NCBI's taxonomy places the organism in Eukaryota, Viridiplantae, Streptophyta, Magnoliopsida, Caryophyllales, Amaranthaceae. Gene Ontology annotation, biological process: DNA integration. The record is from RefSeq and is a predicted model, not a curated record. Gene Ontology annotation, molecular function: nucleic acid binding; RNA-DNA hybrid ribonuclease activity.
AUGAUCAGGAGAGGCUAUCUGACACAAUAUAAAGCCCGACAGAACAACAACAACCAACAGAAUAGCAAUUGGCAAAGCAAUAACACAAACAACAGAUUACCAUCCACCCAAACACCGCUCCGAAUAGAGCAGAAAGCACCAGAAACCAGUCGGAAUGGGGAGGCUAGAAACAGUGGCCAGAAGGGGCCGACAGUAUGGGUCAUAUCUGGAGGACCGUGCCAUGGAGGAACAAUCAGUGGAGCCGGCAGAAGUCUGGGCGAACACCGCCACCUGGUAAACUACCACAGCACCAUAAAAUGGCCGGCAACCCAAGUCAUGCCAAAUAUUUCAUUCACCCCAGACGACUGUCGCGGAAUUAUAUACCCUCACGACGAUCCACUGGUUUUGGGCCUCGAAAUAGCAAACUUCCCAGUGAAACGAAUACUGGUGGAUGGAGGGAGUUCAGCGAACAUUAUCUUUUGGGAAGCCUUCGUUCAGCUGAAAAUAGACGAGACAGAACUCACACGAGUCAACUAUCCUGUGAUAGGAUUCUCCGGAGCCACAGUCUUCCCGGAAGGUAGCAUCAGGCUACCAGUGCAGAUUGGAGAAGGUAGAGCCGCAAGGGACCUAAUGGUAGACUUCUUAGUAAUCAAAGUGCCUGCUGCAUACAACGUAAUAGUGGGCCGGCCAUUCAUCCACGAUGCACAAGCAGUGGUAUCAACAUACCAUCUAACUAUGAUAUACAUGUCUAACUUUGAGAAGGCUGAAAGAAUCCGAGGCAGUCAAGAUUCAGCAAGAUCAUUCUACUUGACGGCAUUAAAAACACCAGGCCGACUGACCCCAUCUAGGAAUAUAGCGAGAGAGGCAGCAAUGAAAAGACCGGCAAAGGGUCAAGCCCCAAGAUUGGGGGGCGAGUCAUCUCUUUUGCCCAAGAAGGAGAAAAGGCAGAAAAGGGAGUCACCCACAAUCGAAAGCAUCGAAAAGGGGACUUCUCUACCUAGGGUAGAGGCCGGAGGAAGGUCAGAAGAAGUCGAGCUGGUAGAAGGAGAAACUGGCAGAACAGUAAAAUUAGGAACCGACAUUGACCCCCAGUUGCGGGUAAACAUGAUCGGUCUGUUGAGAGAACAUGCGGAUGUGUUCGCAUUUUCCGCAGACGAAAUGCCCGGUAUAAGCUCGGAGGUAAUCGAGCACCGACUGAAUGUCGACAGAGCAGUCAGGCCGGUAAAGCAAAAGAAAAGAAACUUCUCAACAGAAAAAAAUCAAGCAAUACAGGAAGAGGUAGAAAAGUUGUUGGCAGCAGGAUUUAUUGAACCAUGCGACUACCCAGAGUGGUUGGCCAACGUCGUAAUGGUUAAGAAGUCAAACGGCUCGUGGAGAAUGUGCGUAGAUUUCACAAACCUUAAUAGAGCAUGCCCAAAAGACUGCUACCCACUGCCAAGAAUCGACAGGCUAGUCGACUCCACAUCUGGCCACGCGCUGCUCAGUUUCCUUGACGCAUUCUCCGGGUACCACCAAGUCAGCCUCGCAAAGGCCAACAGGAAAAAAGCAGCAUUCAUCACUGAGGGGGGAGUAUUCUGUUACAAGGCUAUGCCGUUUGGGUUAAAGAACGCUGGGGCAACGUACCAAAAACUGGUCGACAGAGUGUUCGCAAACCAAAAAGGCCGCAACAUUGAAGUAUACGUCGACGACUCCAUAGUGAAAAGCAAAUUGGAGACCGAUCAUUUAGAUGACCUCAGGGAAACGUUUGAAACUCUGCGCCGUUACCAAAUGAAACUAAACCCCAAGAAAUGUGUGUUCGGAGUGAAAUCGGGGAAAUUCUUGGGUUUCCUUGUCAGCGAGAGAGGCAUAGACGCAAACCCAGAUAAGGUAGAAGCGAUACUCAGUCUGCCUCAACCAAAAAGCAUCAAAGAUGUACAAAGGCUGACAGGAAGAAUGGCGGCUCUGACAAGAUUUGUUAGCAAAUCAGCCGACAGGUCGAUUCCAUUUUUUAACACUCUUAAGCAGAAUGGAAAACUCCGGUGGGGGGAAACCGAGGAAAGGGCCUUCGAGAAGGUAAAAGAACAUCUUCGUGCUUUACCGACGAUAGCCAGGCCGGAAGAGGGCGACAAGCUACAAUUAUAUGUGUCCGCUUCAGCCCAAACCGUUGCUGCCGUACUAAUCAGUGAAAAAGACAAAGUCCAGCAGCCGAUAUACUUUGUCAGCCACAUUUUGAAUCCGGCAGAAGCAAGAUACUCGCUGAUAGAGAAAGUGGCCUAUGCAGUCCUGAUAGCCGCCAGAAAGCUCAGACCAUAUUUUGACGCACAUACCAUACAAAUUCUGACGAACUUUCCACUAGAGAAGGCUUUGCAAAAAAUGGAUACAGCCGGCAGACUGUUGCGAUGGGCAAUAGAGCUGUCGGAGUACGAUCUUGAGUUUCACCCGCGCAAUGCAAUAAAAGCACAAGCUUUGGCUGACUUCGUAGUUGAAGCAUCCUAUCAAGAAGAGGAAACCAAAGCAGAAUCCUGGAAAGUAUCAGUAGACGGUUCAGCCGCUCAGUCGGGAGCGGGAGCCGGCGUUGUCAUGAUCUCUCCGACAGGAGAUAAGUUCGAAUACGCAAUCAGAUUCACUUUCGCAGCUUCGAACAACGAAGCAGAAUAUGAAGCAGCCAUUGCAGGGGUACAACUAUGCUUGUUGGCAGAUGCCAAGAGGAUAGUAAUGACAACGGAUUCUCAGUUGGUGGCAAAUCAGUUUUCGGGAGAGUAUGAAACAAAAGAGCCGUCAAUGCGGCGGUAUCAAGAAAAACUGAAGACGCUGACAGCGAAGUUAGAAGCUUUUGACAUCGAAUUGGUCCCCAGAGCGUUGAACACUGCCGCAGACAGCCUAGCAAAACUGGCCAGUUCGAAAACAAUCGAGCUCAGUCGAUCAGUAAUGAUAGAAAUCAUGCACAGAAGGAGUACGGAGGAAAAAGGAAAGGAAAUAAUGGCCAUCACGGCAAACAAAGAGUGGUACGAUGAUAUCUGGGCGUACAAGACGACUGGAGUUCUCCCGGCCGAUAUCAGGGAGGCAAAGAAAAUCAAAAAAGACAUCUGCUGGUACGUCAUAUAUCAGGGGCAAAUCUAUAAAAGAGCCUUCAGCCUCCCCCUGCUGCGGUGUUUGACGGCAUACGAAUCCGCAAGGUUAAUCGAAGAAAUGCAUGAAGGAAUAUGCGGAAACCAUGUAGGAGGAAAAACACUUGCUUUGAUCUGCCAAAGACAAGAUUACUACUGGCCAACCAUGCUGGAGGACGCACAGAGCUACGUCAAGAAAUGCGAAAAAUGCCAGCUAUUUGCCCCAGUAAUACGUAUGCCAGCAAACGACUUGAUGCCCAUUUUGAAUCCAAUCCCAUUCGCCCAGUGGGGAAUGGAUAUCGUGGGACCCUUCACAACAGCCUCAGGAGGCAGGAAGUUCUUGAUUGUUGCCGUCGAUUACUUCACAAAAUGGAUUGAGGCCGAGCCGGUAGCAAAAAUAACAGCCAACCAGGUACGGAAGUUCAUCUGGAAAAACAUCAUAACAAGAUUUGGAAUACCGACAGCAAUAGUAUUCGACCACGGAUGCCAGUUCGACUGCGAACCUAUACGAGCAUUCUUGGCAGACUACCGGAUCAAAUUCGCAUAUGCCUCAGUCUGCCACCCGCAGAGCAACGGGCAAGCCGAGGCUGCAAACAAACAAAUACUCGUAGCCCUUAAGAAAAAGUUGGAUGAGUUCAAGGGCAAGUGGGCAGACACAGUCCCAGAGGUUCUAUGGGGUAACAGAACGACGGUUAAAGAAGCAACAGGAGAGAGUCCUUUCAAACUGUGUUUCGGAUCAGAAGCAGUCAUACCGGCUGAAGUAGCACUACCCACCUUUCGCAUCCAGCAUUAUGAAGAGUUUUUUUAUUCUACACACUUAAUUUGA